CUUCCAAUCAUAAUUCCACUGGAUUACACUGCUUCUGAUCUGGAGCCAGAGCACCGUGUUGCAUACUUUCGGGAGGAUAUAGGCAUAAAUUUGCUGCACUGGCAAUGGCAUCUUUACUACCCAUUCUCUGGCCUGAUGGAAAUUGUCAAGAAAGAUCGUCGAGGUGAACUGUUCUAUUAUUUUCAUCAACAGAUCAUAGCAAGGUACAAUUUCGAGCGGCUGAGCAACAAGCUUGCUCGUGUAAAACGCUUACUGAAUUGGCAUGAACCAGUGGAGGAAGGCUACUUUCCAAAACUUGAUAAUAUCGUUUCCAGCAGAGUUUGGCCCCCAAGGAAUUCAUUUACGACUCUCCGGGACAUAAACAGAGAACUAGAUCAAAUUAAGUUUGAUAUCCAGGAUUUAGAGCGCUGGAGGGACCGCAUCUUUGAAGCUAUCCAUAGUGGAUCUGUUAUAAACGAAAAAAAGCAAAUUGUUGAACUGACAGAAACUGAUGGUAUAGAUAUUCUUGGUAACAUCGUAGAUGCAAGCAUACUGUCUAUCAACCCCAAUCUGUACGGUGAUCUACACAACCUUGGCCAUGUUAUGAUGGGAUUCUGCCAUGAUCCUGAUGCCAGACAUCUAGAAACAUUUGGGGUCAUUGCUGAUCCAGCGACAACAAUGAGGGAUCCUAUAUUCUACAGGUGGCAUGCUUUCAUAGAUGGCAUCUUCCAAGAGCACAAGAAGGUUCUUCCUAGGUACACUGUCCAGCAGCUAAGCUUCGAUUAUGUUCAUGUCACUGGUGUUGAAGUCAUAUCAGAGAAAGCUCCAAAGAAUGAAUUUGUCACAUACUGGCAGCAAAAUGAUAUAGAUCUUUCACGGGGACUUGACUUUGCACCACGAGGUCCAGUGUUCGUUCGUUUCACACAUUUGCAGCAUGCACCAUUUGUCACUAAGAUAAAAGUUGAAAAUAAAGGACCUCAAAGAGCAGGAACUGUGAGAAUUUUCAUGGCACCAAAGUACGAUGAAAGAGGUCUUCCAAUGUUGUUAAGAGACCAGAGAUCCCUCUUCAUUGAAAUUGACAAGUUCUCUGUGCAGUUAAAGAGUGGUAGCAACAUCAUAGAGCGCCGUUCAGAUGAAUCAUCAGUAACAAUACCAUUUGAGAGAACAUUCCGCAAUUUGACUGGAGUAGGAGAGUCUCAACAGGUGGCGGAAUACACUUAUUGUGGCUGUGGAUGGCCACAACACAUGUUGAUACCAAAGGGGCGCCAAGGGGGCCUACCUGCUGAGUUCUUUGUCAUGGUAUCUGACGGCAGUAUCGACAAGGUUGAACAACCGCCUCCGGAACAAAAUUGUCGUGCAGCUCAUAGUUACUGUGGAUUGCACAAGCGUCUCUACCCAGAUCGUCGCAGCAUGGGUUACCCCUUUGACCGCGUGCCACGAGAUGGUGUAAAUACUUUACGUGAGUUCAUGACACCAAACAUGGGCUUAAUUGAUGUGAAAAUAAGGCAUUAUGAAACCACUGUAGGCCCUGGGCCUGGAAAUGUUCCUGUGCUGCCUCCUAAUCUGAGCCAACUAUGAUCUUUAUUAUUUAUUAUUAGUA
This is a messenger RNA of Schistocerca cancellata (South American locust), 1579 nucleotides long. Its product is annotated as phenoloxidase 1-like. The record is from RefSeq and is a predicted model, not a curated record. Gene Ontology annotation, molecular function: oxidoreductase activity. NCBI's taxonomy places the organism in Eukaryota, Metazoa, Arthropoda, Insecta, Orthoptera, Acrididae. The transcript has 9 exons. The annotation marks the transcript as partial.